GAAGAAGAAGAAGGAUAAGAAGAAGAAGAAAAAGAAGGAUUCUUCUUCUUCUGACUCCUCCAGUGAUUCUUCUUGUGAUGAUGAUAAGAAGAAGAAAAAGAAGAAGAAAAAGGACAAGAAGAAGAAGAAAAAGAAAGACAAGAAGAAGGAUUCAGAUUCUUCUAGCAGUGAUGAUGACAAGAAGAAGAAAAAGAAGAAGAAAGACAAGAAGAAGAAAAAGAAGAAGGACAAAAAGAAGGACUCAAGCUCCAGUUCAUCAAGUUCAUCUGAUAGCUCCAGUGACAGCGACAAGGAAAACAAAAAGGAUAAGAAAGACAAGAAGAAGAAGAAGAAGAAGGGUUCGGGCUCAUCUGGAAGUGAAACUGACAAGAAGAAGAAGAAGCAGACUGGAAGCCCUGAUGGUGAGGAAAGCGGUGAGCCAAAAAUGCAGGUUUCAGGCUCAGGUGGUAGCGAACUUUCAGCAUCCGGUGGCAGCAGCUCCAAGCCUGGUGGCGCUCCCUUUGCACCACUUCCCUCUAAGCCCCUCCUGAACCUGGAUUCUCAGAGUUCUUCAGCUGUCUCUAAGCCUGUCACGAAGCCGGAUCCUCUGAGUCCUUCAGCUGUCUCUAAGCCUGUCCUGAAGCCGGAUCCUCUAAGUUCUUCGGCUGUCUCUAAGCCUGUCCUGAAGCCGGAUCCUCUGAGUUCUUCGGCUGUCUCCAGGCACUCUUAUUCUGGCUCCUCACUGAGUAUGGUAGACAGGAUUCGCAGACCUCCCAGCCCCAUGGAGUCCUUGAUUGGGAACCCAAGGAGAUACGGAGACGGAAGCACCCGUUCCACUUCCAACCUCACCUCUAGUGAUCUACUAAGAGGCCCCAAGCCUUAUCAAUGAUGAGAUGUCAUAGAUCUAAAUAGAUGUUACUGAUUAAAAAAAAAAAAAAACAUAGCUUACAUGACAUUGGAGGAAGUUGAAAUGCAUGCAAUCUAAAGAUGUGCUCUAAUGAUGAAUCUUAGAGCUCUGAUGAGGAAAAUAUGACCACUCAUAUAAAAUAAAAUGAGAUGUUUUUGUUGUGUUUUCUUGUGGAAUACAGAGGUUACUGGGUAAAGAUGCAUUGUGACAUGAUGAACAUGUGCACACUGAGAGGGAUAAUCGUAUCCUGAAAAAUUAUAAUAUUAUAAUUUUUUAAAUGGUAAGAAAGAAAAAGCACAUCUGUGGAGGAAAUGUCAAUUCACAUGAAAUAAUUCAAUACUUGCUUGACAGAAUAAAACAAUACGAUUUUA
Molecule: messenger RNA, 1257 nt
Organism: Thunnus maccoyii (southern bluefin tuna)
Lineage: Eukaryota; Metazoa; Chordata; Actinopteri; Scombriformes; Scombridae
Product: microtubule-associated protein RP/EB family member 1-like
Exons: 6
Coding region: 425-868 (147 amino acids)
Source: RefSeq, a predicted model, not a curated record